AUGGAUGGGAAAAACAAGAGGCUAGCAGUUUUGGUAGGAUGCAAUUACCCAAACACUCCAAAUGAAUUACAUGGUUGCAUAAAUGAUGUGUUGGCUAUGAAGGAAACAUUGGUGAAGCGAUUUGGUUUCGAUCAUUCCAAUAUCGAGCUUCUCACCGAUGAUCCUAUAAGUUCUUCAUCAACCAUGCCAACUGGUGCUAAUAUUAAGCAAGCAUUAUCUAACAUGGUUGAUCGAGCUGAAUCAGGGGAUGUUCUUUAUUUUCAUUAUAGCGGACAUGGAACUAGGAUUCCUUCAAUGAAAUAUGGACAUCUUUUUCGACAUGAAGAAGCUAUUGUACCUUGUGAUUUCAACCUUAUCACAGAUUUGGACUUCCGGCAAGUCGUGAAUCGGAUUCCGAAAGGAUCGAGCUUAACAAUUCUCUCUGAUUCAUGUCAUAGUGGAGGCCUAAUUGACAAAGAAAAAGAACAAAUUGGACCAUCCAAAUUGGAAGAACAAAAGAAUGCCACAUUGAAACAAACUCAUAAUAAACCAAAAACCAUUCCUUAUGAGUCAGUACUUCAAUACCUCUCAUCAUUAACAAACAUAAACACAACAGACAUUGGAACUCAUUUACUCGAAUUCUUCGGCUCCGAAGCAAGUAUGUUGUUUCAGCUUCCUUUACAUGAUCUCGAUUUGUUCCAACCUUUGAAACCCGAUGAAGGGAUUCUGUUAAGUGGUUGUCAAUCUGACGAAACUUCAGCGGAUAUGAGUCCGAAUAUGAGUAAUGGAAAGGCUUAUGGAGCAUUUAGCAAUGCAGUUCAGAUUGUGUUGAAGGAAAAUAAUGGUAAAUUGAGUAAUAGAGAGGUUGUGAUGAAGGCUAGAGAUUUUCUACAAAGACAAGGAUUUGUGCAACAUCCUUGUCUUUAUUGUAGUGAUGAGAAUGCUGAUGAUGUCUUCUUGUUGCAAUCUUAG
Messenger RNA from Lathyrus sativus (Indian pea), 951 nucleotides. The record is from the annotation of a GenBank genome assembly. Lineage: Eukaryota; Viridiplantae; Streptophyta; Magnoliopsida; Fabales; Fabaceae.